CUGCUCAGCUCAGUCUUUCUCCGACCCGCUAACGAAGCGAGUGCCUCAACGUCGAAAAGCUAACGCGUUACAUGUGAUUUUAGUGUUCCCGUGUACCAUGGUGACAGUGUUUUUCGUUACGAGUAAUAUAAAUCUGUGACAAUUUUUAAGGGAAGUGACGACAACCGAUCUCUCGCACACCGUAUUUUAUCCGGCGGCGAGAUGUCGGUGAUGCAGAAGCGCCAGCACUGCUACUUAUGUGACUUGCCCCGCAUGCCGUGGGCGAUGUUACAUGAAUUCUCCGAAGCGGUAUGUCGAGGGUGUGUCAAUUAUGAAGGUGCAGAUCGGAUAGAAGUUGUUUUGGAUACGGCGAGACAAUUAAAGCGCGCCCACGGCUUUCAAGAGGGACGUGGUCCCUCGCAUGCCAAGGGUGCUCACCGGGCGCCAUUAGAAGCACAUCAGAAUGGAGCUGAAACAACAGCUCGUGGUCAACCUGCUCCACCAGCUCACCACGCACCGUCUACUGGAUUUACAUUACAUCAUUCGAGACCUGCUACAAAUGCAGGUCUUUUAGCAGAAUACGGUGGUCGAAGGGAAGAACACGAAGGCAGGCGGCUAGCGCAUUUACCGCUGGCUCACCUCCCAACACACGGUGGAGCUCGACUAGCUCCUGGUCUAACUUUAAAAAGGCCCAUUGAAGAUGAUGACCACCAAAGUCACCACGAACCUACAAAAAGGCUCUUAGAAGAGCAUUCUCGGCCACCACUAACUCGUGGUGACUCCUUGCCUGCGGUUUCAUUGGCUGCUCCUUUUGCACCAGACCGCGUUUUCAAGCAAGAAAAACACCCAAUGCGGACACCUUCAUUUGAUGCAUCUUCGUUCAAAACGAAUGGAUAUGCUAACAGCGCACCAAUUACAAAUGGCUCUGCGGGAUCCCCACUUGGACGUACUGCUGGCUCCCCACCAGUAACAGGAGCGGGAGCUGGUCCUUCCCCGAUGGCUGCUCUCAUGUCUGUUACGGACACGCUCCCUCCAGGCUCACCGCGUUCAGCUGGAGGAUCACCUCCCCAGCCGCCGCCACAGCGAUCUGCUAGCCGCUCGAGCCAACACUCGCCCAAUUCAUCAGGGUCGAACGGCGGGCGGCGGUCGUCGGGCUCGCGACAUGUGUCGUCGACGACCUCGGUAUCGUCCACGGAAGCUGGAGAAGGCGCCGAGGCCGCUGCGCCCGCUUCCGCGCCGCUGCUGAAGUGCACGCUCUGCCAGGAGCGCCUCGAAGACACGCACUUCGUACAGUGUCCCAGCCAACCCCACCAUAAAUUCUGCUUCCCCUGCUCCCGGGAUUCUAUCAAGCGACAGCAAGGAUCUGAGGUAUACUGUCCCAGUGGAGAGAAAUGUCCCUUGGCAAAUUCGACAGUCCCUUGGGCCUUCAUGCAAGGCGAAAUCGCCACGAUCCUCGGCGAAGAGUUCAAGCCGAAGAAGGAGCGUGAGACCUAGGGCCGCGCUAUGCAGCCCCGACUGUAUCUCUUGUCCCUCCCGCUGUGAGCAGUGAGCACACGGGAGGCGGUGCCCGCCCGGCAGCUCGGGCGGGCGCGUGGCCCCGGCGGACCGAUCACUUGUAUAUACUUGUAAAUAUGUAGCAGCCCCGGUCGGCGGGUAUGGACCGUAUUCAGCGUAGUGGAGUCGUCGUCGCGGACGCGUUUGGGAUGGGUAGCGUUAAGUGUUUCGUUACGCUAUGAGACAUGCAAUAUUCUGAAUAUAGUACAUAUCCGUUUUCGAAGAUUUUAUGAUUAUUAUCCUGAUACUUUGGAGAACGUCGUUUUCACGAGGGCGAAACGUUUUUCUGAAGUCAUUCUCGACGGGCGUGAGCGGCCCUUACGGACCGCGCUUAUGUUAAUCGGUGGGAUUUCUUCGGAUGCCAUUUUCUUAGUUACCUUUAGGUUCCGAACCAUAGUUGACUUGGCAUUUAUUUAUAUUGUGAUUCUAUACACUAUACGAGUAUUAUGCUAUAUAUGAUCAUGACAUAUUUUGUGUAGUCGAAUACUGACUGUAAAAAUGUAGUUUCUCGGAUAUUCGAAGCGCACCGCGCUCUGUACAGAUAUAUUAGCUCGAUGCAUAUUUGUAUUUAUUACAUUCAGCGCAUGAAAAAUAGUCUUUAUGUUAUAUUACGAAGCGAUUUAAUCAGAGUGGCUCGAGUUCCGUUACUGUGUUUCAUUCGGCGAAAAGAUUCGGCCUGGAAGUGACUGUUUCUUUUGUCGUUGCUAUGAGAUUGGGAAUCAUUCGAAAUUGUAGUUAUUUAUCGUUUAGCUCCUCGGAGCUCUCGUUUGGGUUGUUUCGUAAAGAUAAGUUACGUGAGUGGAGCGGGCCGCGGGCAGUAUGGCGGGAUCGCUCGUACCUAGUCAUUUUGUGAAAUGUCAAAUUGUCACCCGCGAGCACGCGGCCGUUAUAGGAACUCUUAAAACUCGCUGCUAUAUUUGUAUAAAGUGAAGUAAUUAUCAUUAUAUUAUUAUUAUAUAUGUCAUAAUGUUAUACAGUUCGUAGUUGUCAAUUUCGAAGGCUAUCAGACGACGGCCGGCUGGCUUUGAAUUUUGCUUUCGCAUUCUAUGUUGGCAUCGGUUCUGGGUUUAUGAAGCCUCGCGACCGACGCGACCGACGCGACCGACGCGUCACUGAGCCUGGUCUUGGAUUUUCUCGUUUCUCUUUAUCUGUAGUGUCGUAUUUGUUGACGAGACGCCUCGUGUCUUUAAAUACUGCGUAUUUCAGAACAUACAAUCAAAUUGAUAUGUCCAUUAUUUAUUUUAGUGUUUCUUGUACAUAUACGUACGUUGUAUAUACUUUUGUCUACUUGUAAAUAUUUAAGAUAACGUUAUGGUACGGCCGCUGCGCUGUCCGGUCAGUAUUAUUAAGUACCCUCAAAAUUGUAGUUAUUUAUAAACAUCACAUUAUUACGUGCUACGUGCUGAAUAUUAUUCUAUUGAUAUGUAAACAUGUCCGUUAUCACCGUACGGAUCUGUGUGUUUAUGUAUUUACUGUUGUUUUGUAUAUUUCUAUCAGAUUCAUAUCGCAUGCAUUUUUCUCGGGUGCCCGCGUACCUCUUGCUGUGUUUAAGAAGAUACAUAAUAUUUAAUCUUUCUUUUGUACUGUUUGAUACGUUCUUUGAUGUUCUUAAUUAUUGCUUUUGAAAUUGUCAUAACAUGAAUUAACACAUAUGCAAUGGAGUUUUUUUUUUCAAAGUUUUCUGAUAGAUUUCGAAAUUGAUCGCGAUCGAAGGAUCUUGCCCGUAAACGGGCUUGUCGAAAUAAAGUUCGCCAAUAAAUGGCCAAUAAUAAAGAAUUGUAAGCACAAAGUGUGCGUCUUAUUUUAUUUGCCUUUGAAAUGUUAAAUGUAAGACGUGUAAUUAUAAUAGUUGGUUUAGUUCACACCUAGUAGAUGUUACUUUCUCUGAAUAAGAAUUAUAUGUUUUGAUAAUAAAAUAAAUGUUUAACGAUAAUGGAACCCUGUCAAUGCAAGACUAUACUAAUACAUUUUUAAAUAUUUCAAUAGACUUGCAUUUAACAUCUCAAGGAAUAAUAGUCCGCCUUUAUGAAUAGGCUUGUUUGUAGACGGUGAACAAUCACCAGAAAAUAAUAUGAGACUUGUAUCUUUCUUACUGUAAGCAGCAAAUGAAAUGCUUCGAUUAAGACGUUAAUGUACAUGUUGGUGAAAUACAAUUGAUGUGAUUUUGUAAAA
Molecule: messenger RNA, 3705 nt
Organism: Vanessa tameamea
Lineage: Eukaryota; Metazoa; Arthropoda; Insecta; Lepidoptera; Nymphalidae
Gene: Pits
Product: interferon regulatory factor 2-binding protein 1
Exons: 4
Coding region: 202-1473 (423 amino acids)
Biological process (GO): regulation of transcription by RNA polymerase II
Cellular component (GO): nucleus
Molecular function (GO): transcription corepressor activity
Source: RefSeq, a predicted model, not a curated record